GGAAAUGGAUGGAUGGAUGGAUAGUACAGCAGCAGUAGUUCACUUUCUCUUUUAUGCUGCAGUCAUUUGUUUUUCAUUCAGGCCAGACUUUGGACAACCUCAUUGCUUUGCUGGUCCUUCCUUGACGUGGCAAAUAAAAAUGGCUGCCGAGUGGUAACGCUGUGGUGUUGUCGGUACUUAAAUUGCUACCAAAAGUUGAUUGGCAUUGUCCUUCCGUUCUCUGAUGAUUUUUUUUAAAUCGCUUUUUUGUUAUUGCAAAUUUCAAACUAUAUCAUGAGUGGCUGGCCUGGGUUUUCAGAAGCCGAACUGCGGAAAUUGCAGCAAAAAGACUCCGUGAUAGCAAGCAAGCGCAAACUACGACCGCCCAACCGGGGUCGGCAACAAUUGCAACGUGAGAAAGUCUUGCAGCAAGCCGCUCGGGCAAGUACUGCAUUUGUGUCCCAUGAACUUCAACCCGAGCAGCAGCUCAAUACACUGCCUUCGAGAGGUGAGCGCGAGGACAUUGCACCUGGAGGUCCGGCUGCUAAAAGGAAUGCGCAACAGAGUCUCGGCGAGGAAAGGACGCAAGAAAAGACGCAAAAUCCGGAGGUGAAGGAGCUGGAAAUAGAAGAGAUUGCACUUCGAGGCAAGACUCGCCUGGAGCAACUGCAACAGGAACAAAAGAUCAUUGAAGAGAGGAACAAGUACAAGAGGGCUCUGCUUGCGAAAACUAUAGCUGAAAAGUCCAAACAAACUCAAGCUGAGGCGGUGAAGCUGAAGAGAAUCCAGAAAGAGCUGCAGGCCCUCGAUGACAUGGUUUCUACUGACAUCAGCAUUCUGAGAGGAAAGAUAGAGCAAGCCAGCUGGGACUACACGACUGCCAGAAAGAGGUACGACAAGGCAGAGACAGAGUAUGUCAUGGCGAAGUUAGACCUACACAAGAAAACAGACAUUAAGGAGCAGCUGACAGAGCACCUUUGCGCCAUCAUCCAACAAAACGAGCUACGCAAAGCCCUCAAGCUGGAAGAACUGAUGGAGCAGUUGCAGCUUCAGGCCACUGAGGAGGAGCUAGAGAGGCAGAAGGUGGAAGAAGGCAAUGUGGGAAACUGUGAACUGCAAGCACAUGUGAAAGAGCAGAAUGGCGUUUUGGAAUGUCAGGAGGGAAUAGUGCAAUGGACACCCACAGAGGAGGAAAGUCUGAAGAAGGAUGAUGGCAUCCAUCUGGAGCACCAAUUGAGGAAUGAAGCACAGCUGGAGCAAGAGUGUAAAACAGCAGUGUUCCCAGAAUGAAAUGGUGGCUCAUACAUGACAUUGUCCAUUCCUCAGAGGGAGUCCUAAACACUGCAGCAUCAUAUCAUUUUCAGAUCAUAUUUAUCUGAUGUGACCCAAAUGUUUUCAGAAUACAGCAAAACAUACAGGAACUGGCCUCGCUGUUCCAAUACUUUGGCAAGAGAUCAAAAUUGCAGCUUUUCCAGGUCGCGUUCCCCCACGACUCGCAGAGGAUAGGGACAGAUCCCUGCCGCAAAUUGCAAAAAAAGUUAUUGGUUUAUUGGCUAGAGAACACAUAAAAUGGCAGCAACCCCCCUAUCAGACAUGGCUAUGGCCUUAAAACGGCAAAUAACGGAAGAUAGGUUUCCCAAAACAUUUGCGAAUCGAGAAUAUGCGGGACCUGAUACCCAACUUGGAAGAAAGCAUUAUCUGUAACAACACCAAACGUUUAUGUGAGCAGUGAAGUUCAUAGUUAAUAUUGAAAUCAUUAGCUCAAAGCAAUAAAUGAAUUAACCCUGUGAACCACUGACAUCACCAAACUUUUAAAUUAUUCUUUUGUUCCUAUACUUUUGCUCACAUGAGAAAUGGGUGUGUUCAAACAAAGUCGAAUUUGUCGUUCAGAUUCUGUAAGUACCUGGAAAUAGACUCGUAAAUGUUCUCACUCGUCAUAUUCAUAUUUUGGUAUUCGACCCAGAUGUUUUUACAGCAAAUGUAAAAUAAUUGUUUAGAUUUUUACAUACAGGCGCAUCUCAACACAUCCUGGAAAACUAUUUCAGUAGCUAAAUUCAAAUUGUUAUAUGAAUGAAACGCACGGGCAAAUUUUUCAUUUUUGUCAAGAUUAUGACUUAUGACAGCUAAUAUGAACUAAAAAUUCAAUAUCUCCUAAACAUUUUAAAUGCAGUGGUACCUCGAAUUAUGAGUGACCCAACUUUAAAGUUUUUUUGAUAUUCAAGUCUUCAACUCGGCCUUUGUUUUAGCUGUUUUAAAAGCCUUGCGUUGCAAGCAAUGAUUUGAGUUACGACCCGCAACCGCUAGAUGGCGGCAGUGAGCUUUAUAACAUCAUGCAACAGUUUAGCCCUGAGCGAGUCAAAGUAUGCUUGUUUCAAGCGGUUUGUUCCCACUCCCAGUUAGUUUACUGUAAAACUAAACUUAAAACAGAGAAUUAUAUGGUGUAUACUUAUCGGGAGACUAUGCGCCCCAGGAAGAAUAACCUGACACGGAAGGUGUGACCCACGAGGAAUGAAUCAUUUGCCGUGCACUCGCGGGCACACACAUAGCCAGCCGGUCACCAGCACAACCCCGCAGCCUUGCGCUGACUUGUUAGCUUGGGCUUUAGGAGCUUUGCUGAAAUUUUUUGUUCCACCUUUGGGAAAAUGAGAAGGGAAAAAAAAGCCCUUCCCUAGUUAGCUAAAAA
Messenger RNA from Phyllopteryx taeniolatus (common seadragon), 2662 nucleotides. RefSeq names its product golgin, rab6-interacting (gene gorab). The transcript has 5 exons. Gene Ontology annotation, biological process: non-motile cilium assembly. Bases 274 to 1269 code for a protein of 331 amino acids. Lineage: Eukaryota; Metazoa; Chordata; Actinopteri; Syngnathiformes; Syngnathidae. The record is from RefSeq and is a predicted model, not a curated record.